Molecule: messenger RNA, 2724 nt
Organism: Cataglyphis hispanica
Lineage: Eukaryota; Metazoa; Arthropoda; Insecta; Hymenoptera; Formicidae
Product: protein claret segregational-like
Exons: 5
Coding region: 505-2487 (660 amino acids)
Biological process (GO): microtubule-based movement
Molecular function (GO): microtubule motor activity; microtubule binding; ATP binding
Source: RefSeq, a predicted model, not a curated record
CUGCGCGGCAAAAGAUGACGCGGUAGCCAAUCAAUCUCUCGCUCUUAUGGAAAAGUUGUAAAUUGAUUGGCUGUCGCGUCACCUUUUAGCGUUGCCGCGUCUGUGUGCAAGACCAUUAAGUGCAUAUGCACAUGCAUCUAUACAUCUAUAGUAUACGUAACGAUUAUUCAAUCUUCCCCUCCUAGAGAAACAUUGGUCAGUCUUUUGUAUCCGACUGAUGAUUCGUUGGAGUAAUAAGUGAACGACCGUUCGUUUUCUCUCAUAGGUCGAUUUAUCAUACACGAUUAAAUUCAAGUUACAAACAGCAGAUGUGUGAAUUGAUAACCGUCGCAGAAAUCUUAGAAGAAAGUGUGUUUCUAUUAUAUUUCUGCGCAUUGAUUUUACAUUUCUUUUGUGAUUGUGAAGAUUUUCGUUCCCCUUUUUUUAUGUGACACGGUAAAUUUAAAUUAAAAAAAAGCAGAUGCUAUUUUAACUGUUAACUGUCAUCAAGAGAAUCAAAGCAUCAUGGAAUCUUGUGUACCAAAACCAAAACUAAUGAAAGCAAUUUCUACAAUGGAUAUACAUACUAAAAGUAUAAAUGACAAAACAGUCAAAGAGAUAAAUAGUAUCUCAACAUCAAACUCAGUAUCAACUGUAAAAUCGGCACCAACAAGCUCCCUUUCUACAACAAAAUCUACAAAAGAGAAUAAACCACCAAUUACUUUAGUCCGUGCAAAAACAUUAUCCACAAUUACACGAUCGAAUAUAAAUGGUGUAAAAAGAUCAGGUACAACUAUAACACAUGGGGAGCCAAAGAAACCAUUUCUCAAACCUGUUACGAAAGUACUAGUGAACAAACCAAAUAGUAAAACAUUGACAACUAAUAAUACAGCAAAGAAAACGAAUCAAGUAUUACAGAAUAAUACAGAUAACAAGUCAACCAAAUUAAAAAGAUGGGAUUUGCGAGGUCGCUUGGCUCAAACGAGUGAUAAAUUAUUAGUUGCAGAACAAAAAAGUAAAGAUAUAGAAUCAAAAUAUAAUGCCCUGCAAGAAUUGGUAAAUAGUUUAAAAACUAGUGAGGCUGCAUGCAGAACCAAAGCAGAAAAAUUUGAGGAUUCAAACAAUACUUUAACUAGUGAAGUUCAAGCUUUAACAAAAGAAAUAUCUACGAUACAAAAACAUCAAGAAGAUUUGGUAAAACGAUUAAAAGAAUCAGAAGAAUUAUGCACAAGCGUUACUUGCAUGUUGAAUGAAUGUAAAGAAAAAUGUAAAACACAAGAAGCAUUGAUUUCAAAACAAACAAUACAAUUAACAACUUUGACAACUGAGCUGGAAUUACAAAAACAGAUAAAUGAGAAUUUAAGUAAUGUUAAAGAACAAUUAGAAGCAUUGGCAUAUGAAAUGGAUAAAAAAUGUAGAGUGCUACACAAUAACAUACAAGAAUUAAAGGGGAAUAUCAGAGUAUUUUGCAGAGUUCGUCCGAGGACUCCAAAGGAAGUUGAACAGAUGAAAGCAUUGUGUAGCAUAAACUAUAUAGAUGACUGUACUAUUGAAAUAAGCAAAUUGGAUGGAUCAGAUGCAGUAAGUUGUAGUGGAAAACAACGAGGAACAAAGCAAGAAUUUUCAUUUGAUAAAGUUUUUACUCAUAAAGCAUCACAAGAAGAUAUAUUUGAAGAGUUAUCCUUUUUAGUACAGUCUGCUCUUGAAGGAUAUAAUGUUUGUGUAUUUGCUUAUGGCCAAACUGGUUCUGGCAAAACAUAUACUAUGGAAGGAGAAAUGGAGCAAUCUGAAGGCAUGAUACCUAGAACAGUACGUCAUAUAUUCAAAGAAAUGAAACAGUUUGAACUUCUUGGUUGGGAGUAUCGAGUAAAAGCAAGUUUUUUGGAAAUUUACAAUGAACAUAUCGUUGAUCUUCUCGAUUCGCAAUUAAAGACGCACGAGAUACGAAUGGUGGAUAGCAAAGGUCAGGAUUUAUAUGUCAGCAAUCUUCGAAUAGAAGAAAUACACAGUCCAGAAGAAUUGCAUGAAUGUCUUGAAACUGCACAACGCAAUCGAGCUGUUGCAGCUACCAAGGCAAAUGAGCGGUCGUCCAGAUCACAUUCAGUAACGAGAAUACAAUUGAUUGGCACGCACAAUAGAAAACAGGAGGUAUCGAUAGGAAAUUUAAAUUUAGUCGAUUUAGCUGGAUCUGAACGUUUGAAGAGUGAAGAAGCUGUCAGAACUACAGAAACGAAGAAUAUCAAUAAAUCAUUAGCAAAUCUUGGUAAUGUUAUUUUAGCUCUUUUAAAAAAACAGGAACAUAUUCCAUAUAGAAAUUCUAAAUUAACUCAUUUGCUUAUGCCUUCUUUGGGAGGCAAUUCGAAAACUUUAAUGUUGUUAAAUAUAUCGCCAUUAGAUGAAUGUUAUAACGAGACAUUAAAUUCGUUAAGAUUUGCUAGCAGUGUUAAUAACUGCAAGACUGGAAAUGUUAAACGAAGUCGAAUGCUUUUACAGAAUAUACCAAACUGAAUUUUAAAAUAUUAGUUUUAGUUAAAGAAUAGUUUGAUUGCAUUUGUUAUAUAAUCUUGAUUUACAAAUUUUUACUCAAUUGAUAUUUAUAAUAUGAUUGAUAUUUUUUUUUACAAUUAUUAUGAUUAAUAUAAAAUAACUUAAGGAAAAAAAUAAUAUAUGUGUGUAUUCUUAUGGAAUUAAUGGCAAAAAAUGACAAUAAAAAGCCAUCUUUUUAUAUAACCUAAUAUAAUGUUU